Paramuricea clavata is the source of this 2291-nucleotide messenger RNA. Lineage: Eukaryota; Metazoa; Cnidaria; Anthozoa; Malacalcyonacea; Plexauridae. The record is from the annotation of a GenBank genome assembly.
AUGGUUGUUAAUGAAACGUUUUAUACGUUGCGUGAGCGUACACGCCGUCUUACAGAGGAAUUUAAACGUCAGGGUUAUGUUGUCGUUGAAAUGUGGGAAUGUGAUUUUAUACGCGAUAAUAAAUUAACUCAACACGGAUUAAAGUUGUUACGGCAACGGGAUUUUUUUAUAAAUAUUCAUUUGAAUCCCCGUGACGCCUUGUUUGGGGGUCGAGUUUCACCGGCGGUUAUGUACGCCGAAAGUGGGGAUAAAAAAAUACGCUAUUAUGAUUUUACUUCUUUAUAUCCCUUUGUGCAGAAAAAAUAUCAAUAUCCUACACAACAUCCUACGAUUAUACGCGGUGUUGAGAAUUGUGCACGUUAUAAUAUCGAUCAUAUCUUUGGAUUAAUUAAAUGUAAAAUAUUACCGCCCACAAAUCUUUUAUUUCCCGUUUUACCAUAUCGUGCAACCAAAUUAACAUUUCCACUAUGCCGUACAUGUGCGGAUACGUUAUGUGACGCGUGUACGCAUGUGGAUGAGGAAGAACGUAUUUUAUUUGGCACAUGGACUAGUGUUGAAAUACAAACGGCUCUACAACAUGGGUAUGUUAUAAGGGAAAUUUAUGAAAUGUAUAACUAUGAACACCGUGAGAAAAUUUUCGACACUUAUGUUAAUAUGUUUAUAAAAUUAAAGCAGGAGAGUAGUGGUGUACCCCGACAUUGUUAUGAUGAUGAUACGGGUGAAAUUGAUGAUGCAAAAGUAAAUGAAUACGUUGCAGAAUAUUUAAAACAUGAAGGGGUAAAAUUGGAUGCCAAUAAAAUUACAUAUAAUCCCGGACAAAGAACGGUUAUGAAAGCAUUACUAAAUUCGUUGUGGGGUAAAUUAGCGCAGAAUGAAGAUACAGCGGUUGUGUCGUUUAUAGACGAGUUUGAAGAAUUGUUACAAUUAGUAAAUGACAAUAGUAUUGAUGUUACAUCGUUGGAUUUUAUAAGUGACGAUGUUGCACGAACAACGCAUCGAAAAACGGGGUCCCUAAUUACACUUCCAAAUAGAAAUGUAGUAAUUGCGUCGUUUGCGACGGCUUAUGCCCGUUUAGAAUUAUUUAAAAUUUUACAUUGUUUACAAGAAGACGUACUGUAUUACGAUACGGAUUCCGUAAUAUAUGUGGAGAAUGUUGCUAAGGGGCAUGUUUUAAAAACGGGUAGUUAUUUGUGGCAAUUGACGGAUGAAUUAGUUGAUAAAAAAGCAAGUGAAAAAUGGAUUGAAUUAUUUUCGGCGGCAGGACCCAAAGCGUAUUCGUACCGUACGAACGAAUAUAUUUAUACACACGAUGAUGGUGCACGUGAGAAAAAACGUGACGAAAUUACGCACGUAAAAGGAUUUACGUUGAAGGGUGAUACAAAAAAAAAAUCACAUUUGAAAGUAUUACGCAAUGUGUACGAGAUCGAAAAAAGGAAAUUUGCACACGUUACACGGAAUUUACACGCGCAAAUAAUCAAACUAUUAAUGUUCAAGAGGCUGAGAAAAAAUUUCGUUUUACAUUCGGUAAACGUAUUAUUCGUUCUGAUUUUACAACUAUUCCAUACGGUUAUAUUGAUUAAUUUAUUGUUUUGUUAUAGGGUAACAAUUUGAAAUGUUGUACAAUACCAUUUGAACACCCGUUUAUGAUGAUGGUGUGCGGGCCUUCGCAAAGUGGUAAAUCGUAUUUCAUCGAAAAUAUAAUAAAGAAUCACGAAAAAUUAAUUACGCCUCGAAUUGACAAGCUAAUUUAUCUGUAUACUGUGGACAAAUAUGACAGUAUUAAACAACACAUACGUGAUAACAAACAGACAUCGACACUUAAAACAUUUGAAUUUAUUGAUUGUAAUCAGGGCAUUCCGUCAAUGGAAAUAAUUAAAGAAAAAUUAGGCGAAAAUACAUUGCUGGUUCUCGACGAUUUGAUGGUUGUUGCCACAACUGAUACUACAAAUUUGCGACAUUUAAAUAAUAUUGCGUCGCGUGAUAGCCAUCAUUCAAAUACGUUUGUAAUUUAUGUAUGUCAAAAUUUAAAUUUUGGUUCGGGAAAAUUACGAAAUUGCCGUGUAAACAGUCAAUAUCAUAUAAUGUGUAAAAGUCUUACGGAUUGUAGAGAUGUAGAAAUGAUUGCGACCAAUAAAAAAAUAAAUCAAAAUAAAUUGCAUAAAAUUCUUGAAGAUGUUGGUAAAAAACAAUAUGGCUAUAUUGUAUUUGAUGGUUGCCCCAAGGGGUAUGAUAAUGCACGUGUGAGAACAGGAAUUUUCCCCAACGAUGAGACUGUAAUAUAUGAUGUAUAG